AAGUGUCGUGAAUCCGAUUAUAUGCUAAAAUGGCUUGCCACACAUCAGCAGCAGAUGGAGGAGGGCAGCUCCCGGUGACGCAGAAAUCUCACAGGAUGCUAAAAACUCCAGGCUUGCAGCCCGCGGGACUCAGCUGCUGAGGGUCCUCUGAGCAAGCCGACUGGAUUCAGAACACAUUAGAAAAUCUGCAACUUUAAAAGGAAAUAACCUGAUUGUGAAACCGUUGUCAUCAGAGCGGGGACAUUUCUGUAGUGGACGGAAACGCAUUUCCAACACGAAACGGCAUUAUGUUUAGUUUAAUUCUUAAUUGUUUCAUCCUUUUGAUGAUUCUGAAGUCGGUCCUGAACAAAAACCUGACGGAGGAGAUAGACGUCCUGGUGUUUUUGCCAAAAAACAACUCUUUUCUGUUUUCACAAGCCAGAGUUGCGCCUGCGAUCCGUUACGCACAGAACGCGCUGAAGACAGACUUCCCUAACUUUCACUUCACUCUGAACUUUGCGGACUCGGACUCCGUCAACCAGGCGGUGUUCACGUUCGCGGACAGGUCCUGCGACCACAAGCCUGAUCUCAUCCUCGGUCCCGUGCGCGAGUACGAGGCGGCCGGGGUGGUAAGGCUGGCAUCCCACUGGAACAUCCCGGUAAUCUCAGCAGGUGCUUUGGCCGUGGCGUUCAGGAACAAAGACACAGAAUACUCCCACCUGACGCGAAUCGCUCCGUCUUACAUGAAGAUGGCCGAGAUCUUCACCGCGAUGUUCGAACACUUCACCUGGAGGAGCGCUCUGCUUCUAAUCGAGGACGAUAUGAAAGAGCGGGACUGUUAUUUCACUUUGGAGGCAGUUUUCCACGUGAUGGAGGACUACACAGUCAGAUCACUGACCUUUUCACAAGAGGAACCCCUGAGAGGUGACGAGAUGCUACGGAACAUCCAUGAUGUUGAAGUGGUGAUCAUGUGUGCUGGAGCCGACAGAAUUCGAGAAAUCAUGCUUGUGGCUCAUGACCAACAGCUGACCAAUGGUAGUUACAUGUUUUUUAAUGUUGACCUCUUCAAUGCCUCUUCUUACGGCAAUGGCUCAUGGAGGAGAGGAGAUGAAUACGAUGACAACGCAAGGCAAGCCUAUGCUUCCCUGAACACAGUCACGCUGCUCAGGACAGUCAAGCCUGAGUAUAGGAACUUCUCCAUCGAAAUAAAAACUUCCACUGACAGACUUGGACUUCAUGACUGCAGUGACUGUGGAAAUGUCAACAUGUUUGUUGAGGGAUUCCAUGAUGCCAUGUUGUUGUAUACAGCUGCAUUACAUGAGGCUAUUAAGAACGGAUACAACAAGAAGAAUGGAAGAGAGAUCACCUCAUACAUGUGGAACACGACAUUUGAAGGAAUUGCUGGCCAGGUAUCCAUGGAUACCAAUGGUGACAGAAACGGGGACUUUUCAUUGAUGGCCAUGACCAAUAUUGAAGCAGGUAGCUAUGAGGUAGUAGUCAACUACUUUGGGGUAAAUAAAACUCUUCAGCUGCUGUCUGCUUUCAACAGUAAACAUUUUACAAUAAAAGGAAGACAUGAAGCAAACCCAGAACUGCCUCAAAAAUCAUGUGAACUGGGAGUAUCAGCAUUGACUGGAGUUACAGUUGGAGCUCUUCUUGGUGCUGUGAUGCUAAUAGCAUUCUACUUUUUCAGAAAAAACUACAGGAUUAUCAUUCAACGCCGCACACAUUGUGAAGCGCCUUAUCGUGGAAAGCACCACCAGUUAAAGGAGGACUCUAUCAAAGCAAACACCUCAGCAGCUUAAUGAACCACAAUAACAAUUUUUUCCCAACAAAUUUUUACAUGUGGCUGUUACUAAAGACUGUGGUAUCAAUGAUUCUGUCAUAUAAAAUGUGUUUCUGUUCCAAAUUGUUUGAAUGUAUUGUUAUUUUAACCAGCACCAACACAAACAUAUUUUUCUUCACUCAAAAAUUCAUAAGUUUAUAGAAUCUAAAGUUUGGUCAUAGUAUUUUUAUGUGACUUUUUAAAAUCUUGAAGUUUUUUUUCCUUUUAAUUUUUGUCUUCUGAUUCUUUUAUAUGUUUUUAUAAAUCUAAUUUUACUAAAAACUGAUGAAAGGUAACAUUUCAUCCAACAUUUCAGUAUUUAUCCUAAUUACAUCAUAAGACACACACAAGACACAGUGUCCCAGUGAAUACAAACAGGAAUGUUUGAGAAAUGGUAUAAACAAAGCACUUAUCAAGUGCAGGUUGCAUGUACUGUUUACUUGAAGGAUUGGACAAUGUGUGCUGUUAGUGUUUCUUACAUGAUCAGCGUGUGUGGAGUGUAUGUGUCAGGAGUACAUGAUGCACAUGCAACACUAAAGGCCAGAAUGUGACAAUCACUCCAACUUCCGUAUGAUGCAGUGUAAGCAGUGGGUAUAAAAAUUGGUCCAAAGUGUAUAUGCAGCAUAUCUGAAAGGUAGGAAAUACCACCAGGAAAGAAGAGAGAAAAUCUGAUUCACCUCCAGAGAAGGAACAGCAUAAAGUGCAGCAAAAUGGUGAAAUCUAUCUUCUUCCUUUCUACAAUCCUGCAUGCUACAGAUCAGUUCCUUUCCAUUGUACAGAUGUGUAUAUUGUUCUAACUCUCUAAAAUAACGUUUUCAUCAAAAGUGAUUUAGCAAGAAGCAUUUGUCUAAUAUAUAUCUGCAUUACUUGAGUAUGUAACAUAAUAAAUAAAAAAUAAUGAAAAGAAAA
Molecule: messenger RNA, 2713 nt
Organism: Austrofundulus limnaeus
Lineage: Eukaryota; Metazoa; Chordata; Actinopteri; Cyprinodontiformes; Rivulidae
Gene: npr3
Product: natriuretic peptide receptor 3
Exons: 8
Coding region: 288-1784 (498 amino acids)
Biological process (GO): signal transduction
Cellular component (GO): membrane
Molecular function (GO): natriuretic peptide receptor activity; peptide hormone binding
Source: RefSeq, a predicted model, not a curated record